GGACUUUGCGCCUUUUAUGAAAAUUGGCGGCUAAUAUUUCAAAUUAAUGGUGAAAAGAUGAAUACAAGGCGGCGAUCAUGUUUUUCUCCACAGAGUCCAGAAGUAAACUACACAUAUUUAGAGCCUGUUAAGCUAACGCCUACUGAAUCUGUUUCACCCCCGUUUUCUGCUCAAAAUCUUCGUUCAGUCAAACAUGAAAAUGAAUAUUUUCAGAAAAGUACUCAGUACGAUAUAAACUCUCCAGUCAGUACAAGCCCUACUGAUUAUCCUAGUGUCUCUAAACAUUCGGGACAAAGAAGUCUAAGACAAAGAACUGCUUCAGGCACACCAUCAGAACCAUCACAUACCGCUGAAACGAAACAGUCCACUUCCUCCACGAGACCUCGUGGAUUGUUGAACAGGCGAUUACGGAGACCAUCAAAGGUGAUUCCAAUUUGUGGUCUAUGCUUGGGUACAGCAGAAUUGAACAAUAAAACUCAAGUCCCGGAGGAUAUGAUCGCCUGUUGGGAAUGUGGACAGUCAGGUCAUCCUACUUGUCUAAAAAUGCCACCAGAUCUGGUCGCUCGUAUUUCACAAUUACGAUGGCUUUGUGUCGACUGUAAACGGUGUUGUUUAUGUCAACCAAAUGCAGACAGUCAGAAUUCAACAGGUGACAAAGAAGACACUCAAUCCGAUUUACUACUUUGUGAUGUUUGUGAUCGAGGCUUUCACCUAAAGUGUGCUGAACCGGAUAUGUCAGAGCCUCCUGAAGGUAUGUGGACCUGUCCAAUAUGUUCACAAUCUGAUAAUAAUUCGUGUAUGGACUUAGAUCCAAGACUGCGUUCUAUUCAAAUUUGUGAUCAAUUAACUCAACAUGAAAUAGACUGGAUGAAGAAAGCAGCUAAUGUCAGCGGUGCUUAUCUUAUAGCCCCAUUGUCUUUCUCUUUUCAACAAUCACCUGAACCUGUAAAACAUAGUAAUGAUGCUGUUGGUGAUAUGCUGCAAACAGUUAAACCUACUUCUCCAGCUUUAUCAAAGUCGGAGCCUCCUCCACGGCCGUUGUCGCCAUCGCCUUAUUCGUCACCGGGAAAAUGUCAAGCUGUCAGUAAUGAUGAUGGUGAUAAUGGUAAUAAUAAUGGCACAACAACAAUAACAGCAACAACAUCAACGACAGUAGGCAAAUCAGCUAAACGCUUGAUUCAAAAAUCUUUAACUGACUGGACUGUAAAUUGUAAAUCUACUAGAAAAUCAACUCAUUCCAUUUCUGAGUCUGUUGUUCCAGCUGAUGAAAAUAGUACAAGUCAAAUAUCGACUGAAAAUAAAGUGAAGAAAAAUAUCAGCCCACUUGCUGUUAGAAGAGUUUCACGUACUCGACGUUCAUCCAUGUGUGCUAGUUUAGCCUGGAGAGGUUUACUCCGUUCCUGUGAUAGACCUAAAUCAGCUUCUGUACAAUCUAUUGAAAUGGAUAUAGAAAAACAUGGAAGUCGUCAUGAAGAACGAGACGAAGACGAGCAGGAGGAGAAGGACGGCGACGACGAAGAAGAUGAUGAUGAUGAUGAUAAGACAGAUAUUUUAACUGAGGAAAAUAUUUCUUCAAGACGCAACAAGACUACUACUACUACUGCUGCUGCGAAAAGUUACUAUAAAUCAGUUAAAACUGAAACUAAGAAUAAACGUUAUUUCAAACGUGCCUUAUCACCUCGUAGUUUUGCAAGUUUUAUUCAUCGUAAAGCGAAAGAAAGUACCUCACUACUGCAGCUAACUGAUCAGUUGAGUCCAUCACAUUCUACAAGGAGUACAACUUCUCUUGGCUUUGUUAAUCGUGAAUUACUGCAUACAACUACAGAAAAAUCAAAUCAAAAACAAGGCAAACAUGAUAUAUCUAAUCAGACUACCACUACUACCGGCAUGUUGAGGUCACCUAGAUUGAAGACAAGACAAAGCUUAUUGAAGCGACCUUUACAAAAAAGGCUAACCGCCGGUUCACAUGAUCAGCCCAUUCGUCAACUACGUGAAUAUACUACUGGUAGAAGUAUUAGUCAAUUCAGUAGUAAUCAUCGUAGUAUUGGUCGCGGUCGCGGUCGUGGUCGUGGUGGACGAAGACAUAUUAGUAAAUAUCAAAAAUCUUAUUACUACAGAAAUAGAAAAAAAUCAUUUAAGCGUCGAAUUGUCUCAGAUGACGAGGAUGAAGACGAAAGUGACAAUGAUGAUGGCGAUGAAGAUGAUGUUGAUGGAAGAGAAUAUGAAGCAGAUGCUGAUGACGGCGACAGUGAUGAUGACGAUGAGUCAAAUGAAACUGUUGCAGCUGCUGCUCAAACUGGUAGAAUGGUCGGUGGUGGUGGUCUACUUCGAAGUAGUAGAUUAACAUCAAAGUCGGCUAAGAAUGUGACAACUCCAUCUGGUGAUAACAAUACAGAGAAUUUGUCUACAUCAAAUAACAAUAAUUAUUAUUUUGAUUCAGAGAAUGAUGAAGCCCCUGAAAUGAGUGUUAUAUCAGAUGAGAAUCGUGCACUGUUCAAUUUAAUACAGGCGGAUGUACAAGCUUGUCUGCCUCAACCACUUGAAUCAAGCUUAGCCCUUCCACCGGCAAAUAAUCCAAAACUUUUAGCAGUUAUGGAUAAUUCAGCAUUGAAUUUAUCAGGAUCGAAUGAUCAUCGUUCAAAUUCUAAACAACAUCAACAACAACAACUUGAGAAGCCAGAAGAUCCUCGUUAUCCACCUCAAAUACAAUUUGGUCGGUAUAUUAUUACCACUUGGUAUUCAGCUCCUUAUCCAUCAGAAUAUGCUAGACUCACACUGUUGUACAUAUGUGAAUUCUGUUUGAAAUAUAUCAAAACUCGUAAUGUUUACCUACGGCAUAUAGAAAAAUGUCCGUACAGUUUCCCACCUGGCAACGAGAUCUAUCGAUGUAAAAAUAUUUCAGUGUUUGAAGUUGAUGGAUACACUUCCCGGUUAUACUGUCAACAGUUGUGUUUAUUGGCUAAAUUAUUCUUAGAUCAUAAAACGCUGUAUUAUGAUGUUGAACCAUUCCUUUUCUAUGUGGUAACAGUACACAAUGGAGAGGAGGAAGAGAAUGAUUAUAAGGCUGAUGACAACAAGAACAACAAGGAUGAUGCUUCUUCUGCUACUGGCGGACGUGGUAGCAAAACAACCAAUCGACGAUGUUUUCAUCUAGUUGGUUAUUUCUCUAAAGAGAAGCGAUCUGCACAAAAGUAUAAUUUAAGUUGUAUCCUGGUCUUACCACCGUAUCAAAAACAAGCCUAUGGGAGAUUUUUAAUUGAUUUCAGUUUUUUAUUAUCGCGUAUUGAAGGACAACCUGGUUCACCUGAGAAACCAUUAUCUCAACUAGGCAAUUGUAAACUAGCUGGCAAAUCUAAUCUUCCCAAUGGUGGUGGACGAGAUACAGACUGUCUGUCGAAUUCAUUCGGUUCAAUUGGCUUUCGAGAUUUUGUUAUCACUAUUCAUGAGAUUAGUUCAACGACAGGGAUAGAUCCACAUGAUGUUGCUAGUACUAUUCAACAGUUGGCUACAACUAUUACAUUGAAUUCAGAAGGAAGACCCUUAAUAUGUUUCGAUUUGACGUAUUUACUGCAACUACAAGAAAAGUAUGAAAAACGUUCAGUUAACUGGAUUCCAAUCGAUGAAGAAUGUCUUCGAUGGUCACCUUUAAUUCAUCCUCAAGAAUUUGAUGUUUCUGGAGACAGUACUGGUGGCGGGUGUGAUAAUUCUGACAAUGCUCAAACAACAACUCAUGACAAUCUAUCAACUUCACCAACUGUUCUAAAAAGAAGUCAACACCUACGAUCUCCUCAGCCUAGAACAUCACACACUGAUGAUGCUAGUGUUUCUGUAAACAACAACCAUCACCAUCAUCAUCUACAGCAGAAUGAUAAUUCAACCGCCUCAGAAAUCCCGCGUAAACGUAGUCUACGCAGUAGUAGUGGUACUAGUGGUAACAGUAAUAAUGCCUUUCAAAGUAUCUCAAUAGUUAACAGUGAUAAUUCCAAUCAUUGUAAUAAUACAUAUAAUUCAGAAGGCGGAAUCAUCGAUACAACGUAUAGACGUCGUCUUCGUUCACCGGCUAGUUCAACGCAUUCAUCAUUUCUUAAUAGCAAUGAAUAUCUCUCACCUGGUACUGGAUCCGAUUUUGUUUUCGCUAAUCAAAGAACACUAUUGAACAGUAGACGACAAACAGAUUCUGUAGUUAGCAUCACCACCAACACCACAACAACAGUGAACAAUACUCAUUCUUCUAAUGCUGCUACUACUACCACCACCACUAAUUUUAACUUUACUAACUCUUCUUCUAAUGGUAUGAAUAAAAAUAAGCGCGUGUCUAAUAAUAAUAAUAAUACCUCACGGAAAAAAGAUUCUAAGCUGAAACCGUAUCCUUCGCCUUGUCGUAAACGAAGCUUCUGUUCAGAUGGUCCACGACCUCCAGAUCCACCAUCUUCACCUGAAGGAGGAGGUGGUCGAUUUGCAUCGUCGUCAUCGAAUACAGCCAACAAUACUAUCGCUACUAGAACACGUCGUUUCUCGUAUAAUGCAGCACCACCACAACGUUCUUGCACAACACGAAGUUCUAGUGGUGGCGGUGGUACAACAAAACAGAAUGGUUUAUUCUCUAUAUUUAUGAAUAGUUGUGGUGAUGAUUUUUCAGAUGAAAUGUCCACGAGUAGUAGUAGUAGUAGUUCAGAGACAACGGAGGCCACAACCAGUACUACUACUACUACAACGACAACAUAUGCUAGGCAUAUUAACUCAUUGAGAAAUAUGUUAACACCUCCAUAUUAUACUGAAGCGAUGAUGACAUCAUCAGUCGAUAGACAGCAUUUUAUGCUUGAAUCAGAAUGUUUAGAAAUCUCUCCACUUCGUCCAUCAUUUUCUAGUUCACCGACAAUUCUACCAAUUAAAGAUGACGAGGAAGAGGAUGAGAAUUCAGGGAGUUGUCAACAGAAUGAAAUGCUGAAUAGGCAUAAUCAAAAACAAUCUGUUAUCACUGAUGGUGGCGGUGAUAGGAUAUCCCUCAAUGCCUCAUCAAUACACACACCCUCACCGCCAAUGUUAUCAUUAGCUGAUGGGAUAUCAACUGUUGUUGACACUGAAAUGCCAUCAUCAUUAAAUGAUCACGACAACAACAACAACAACAGUUUUUCAUCCCUAUCAAAAUCACGAAAUUCUCUUGCCAGUGAAACAAACAAUAUCCCACCUCCAUCUUUAUCAUUUUAUGAUAGUGGGCCGACUGUGAAUCAUCAAUCAAAGUCUACUUCUCCUUCUCAUGAUUCUUCCACCUCCCAUCAGUCAUCUCCUUCACAGUCAACAUCAUCGAGUGCAACAACUAAAGCUGUUGAUACAUCUUUAACGAGGAAUAAUAAAUUAUUACAGCACUGUACAGCUAAACGUCUUUUUAAUGAUUCUGAAUACUGCAUUUCACAAGAUGUUAAAUCGCAUUUAAAAGUCCCCUUGUAUAUUGAUACUACGAAUCUGAAUGAUUAUGAAGAUGAUACUGAUAGUGAGUUGAUGUCUAGUCAAAGUCGACAGUCCGUCGCCGCCUCCAUCACCUCCUCUUCCUCCGCCUCGUCGUCAUCAUCGUCAUCUUCUUGUACUAAAAAACACCAACAACACUAUCGACAGCAACGACAUGGUGGAAAUUUUUUCAUCCAAGAAAAAUCAUAUAAUUUCACUAAAACUGUAUGCUCUGAUGAUACUGUCACACAUUCUUCAUUGGUUGGGACCUAUCACAAAUAUCAUUUUCAUCGAGAAAAUAAUCCUCGAUCGUCAUCCUACCGUUCAUGGCCAUCAUCUCCGGUUCAGUUAAGUGCUGCUACAGCAGCAUGUAAAUCUGCUCCGGCAAGAUUUGUUUUUUCAAAUCAAUCCAAUUCAUUUGAUAAUUCCACGUCAUUCACCUCAUCUUUAUCAUCUUCACCACCCUUACUUUGUCGUGCUGUAAACCACCAUUGUACUCCAAUCACAGCUCCAUCAUUGAUACCUUUCAAUACUCCUGAUAGGAGUAGUAGUAAUAAAACUGAUGCUGUUGAUUUUCAUCAACCAGUCAUCAGCCGUCAACAACAUUCGCCGUCACCACCACCACCACCUUUAUUAUUAACCAAUCAUGAUAUGAAGUCAGAGGCGGUGUCACCGGUUUUCAACUCGUCUACUUCAGCUGCUGCCUUAUCAAUGCAUUGGAGUCGGCAUACGGAUAAUCGACCACCUCGUUUGUUACCACUGAAGUUGUGUGAAACGAAAUGCUCAAAUCAGACUGCUGAACCGUCUAGUCGAGUACCAGUAUCUGCCUUCCCAUCUUUCACUGCUUCAUCUAGUCGUAUAGACAUUUCUGACGAUAAUAAUAAUAAUAAUGAAGAUGAUGAUAAUGAAAGUGAUCAGUCGACUGUAGUGACACUUCCAAUGACAGGUGGUGAAACACUUCAAAACACAGUCAACAUGGAGUCGUCAAUACAACAACAUUGUAUUAUCGAUGGUCAAGGCGAAAAUUCUAUAAACAAUGAUGACUUAACCAUGACAGAUACAGAUGGAUUAACAACAUUGAUCGCCUCUGAAGAAGAUUUUGUAAAUCAUUCCUCGAAAUUAUCAUCAUUUAAUGAUGAUGAUGAUAAUAAUAAUAAUUCCUGCUUUUCACAACAAAGCAGUGAUGAUGACCAGACAGUUGCUAUGUGUUUAUCAAAUAGUUUAAGUCCACCGUAUUUAGAAGAUUCACAGAAUAAUAAUUAUUAUACAAUAAAAAGUCCUAAUGGAAAGAAAUUGAAUCAUACUGAUGGUGGUGUUGGUGUUGGUGAUGAUGCUGAAUUGAUGACCUACUUCAAUCAGGAUCUUGAAAGUAGUCUAUAUCGACUCGGUGAUGAUGGUGAUGAUCCUGGUGAUUAUGAUCACGGUCUACGCACACGUCAUGCUUCAGAACCAACAAGGAAAAAAUUAUCCGUUGCAGAUGUCGUGUAUUCUCCGUUGGAUGCUUGUCGUCGAUGUCAUAGUCAUCCAGCCUUAAAGUUCAAUCUUAAAUCAAUAUUAUCAGAGUCAGAGUCAGAUGUAUCGAUAAUUAAAAUUGAUAAUCAAUACUAUGACAAUGAGUGGUCAUUGACUUCACCACCAGUUCAUCAAGAUACAUCGUUGAAAGAUCUAUCAUCAAAUGACUGUUUAGCAAAGAUGUUGAUUAACUCUCCUUUAUCCUCUGUGGAUACUGUGGUUAUCACUGCAAAUGAAUCAGUUGUAAAAUCUGAUGAAGUUGAUAAGUACUCACCCAUUGAGUUUCUUCCUGUCCCAUCAUUUACAAAUAAUCCAUCCAAUGGUACUAUUGAUGAUGAAGAGCACACCACUGAGCUAAAUGAUAAUGCCUCGUGUACACUGAAACUGCCUACCUCGUUACCAUCUUCGCCUGCUUUCAGUCCUUCGUCUAAUCAUGAUGCGGAGGCAUUGAAAUCCUCCUCCUGUAUAGAUUUCUCUGUCACUGUCAACUAUCAGCAUACACCCAAAACAUCAGAACCUAUUGACACUUAUACUCCUAAUGAUGCUACUACGAUAUUGAAUGCUCCUCCUUCAGACGCUACUACUACAACUAUCACUGUUGAAUCACCGUUUAAUCCGACACCUGUUGUUGUUGAUAAGGCGUCGAAUAUUAUAUCAUUUCCAGCUGAAGAAAUUGAUUUCAUCUCUGAUCCUAUUGUUCAUACACCAGUUGCAUCGUCUAGUAUUCACUGUCCUACAUAUUCAAAUCAUCUAUCAUCAUUAUCGUCGUUAUCUUCCUCGAUUCCUGAAGGUGGUAGUAUCCCUUCAAGUACUUUUCAUACUAAUACUGUUACGACUACAGUUGAGUACAAUUCUUUGCCUGAUCAACAUAUCUCUCCGUCUUGUUAUUACCCUCCACGAAGUCAUGAAUACCUAUCAGAAUAUACUAGUCCACAGAAUGAAAGUCUACCUAUUCUGAUACGUGAUCAAAAGCCAGACUUCAGCGCCACUGAAUUAACGCAUAACCACCAUUCAGUACUUGAUAAUAGAAUCGAUAAUAAUAAUAGUAACGGUAACUAUAGUAAUCCUAAUCAUCAUAGUAAUAAUAAUAAUACUACAAUAGAUACUAAAAGCAUUCUUAUCACUAAAGAAUUCUUUAAUACACCUUUAUCAAGUCAAGAAGAUAAGACACUUAUAUGCGAUACAGAGGAUAUUUUAUCAGAAUCUUCAAAUUUUGUAUCACCUGAUACAGAUCAGCUGAUUUGUGGAUCAGCGCAUUCUUAUUCUAGUUCUGUUCUCUCAAAUAUCUUUGAUCAAUCAGAUUGUGUUGUUGUUCCACCGCAAUUGCUACCGCUACCACCACCGAUAACAACUAACAGUUGCACUAAUUGUAGUAGUGUUGGUGAGAAUAACAACAAUACGCAUUAUAACCCUCCUAUGAAUACAUUACAUGAUAUGAACUUAUUUUCUCAGAGAUCUACUGAACACCUUCAUAGUUUACCGUUGAUUAAUCCUGAAGUAUUUUCUGCUACAACAACAACAGCAGCAUCAUGUGGUCCGUGUACCCCAGGUGAUGGGAAUAUAAGUGGUGCUGGUGGUGAUGAUGGUAAUACUGUGGUGCCUUUAUCACCACAAUUGGAGCAAACUGUGCAGCAAACAAGGGGAUUGGAAAAAUUCAGUUUAGCCUCUGAUAUUUGUCAACAACAAGCGUCAAUUGUUUACGAUAUGAUGAAAUCACAACCUUUGAGUGUAAUAACAACUACCUGUAACGCUAAUAGUGUUUCAUCACUAGUCACUCGUACAAAAAGCAAACGUGGCGGUGGCGGAGCCGGUAGAAAGACUUCGAAGACUACCAGAGGGAAACAGUCUAGAACGCGUUCAUCUGUCCUGCCAGCUUCUUCUUCAUCAUUAUCAAUGCCACCCGCAUGGUUGUUAGAUUGUAAUAACCAUCCAAUGGAGUUAUCAUCUCAGCCAAGACGUAUAUCAUGUCAAGUUGUUCCAAUGAGUGGAUCCACAUAUAAUAUUUCUUAUGAUCAUUACAAUCAUUCAAAUGAUACUACUACUAAUAAUAAUAAUAAUAGUAAUAUGUGUAAUUCGAUAGGUGGUGGUGGUUUUCCAUCCGGAACAACACUAUUCGAACAAUCUAUGAUGAUGAUGAUGAACAAUAAUAAUAACAACAAUAACAGCAUGUUAUCAAAUCCAUUUUCAUGUGAUCCGUGUAGCUCAGUUGGAUCUCAUCAACAACUUCCAACAACAUCAUAUUGUUGUAGUCUCACAUCGAUCGGCAGUAAUGCUGGUGCUGGUGCUGGACCGUACAAUGUGAACAUGAAUCAUCUACGAGCGUAUCACAAUGUAUGUUCAACGAAUUAUGCAAAUAUCAAUGAAAUACAUGGAAUUGAUAAUAGUAGUACUAGUGGUAGGAGUAGUGUGCCUUGUCCAAUGACAUCUCCAGUACGUAUUUCUUCAUGUGGUAGUAGUAGUAGUAAUCUAGAUUCUCAGUAUUGUAAUAUGCCAAUGAUGGCAACAAGAUAG
Molecule: messenger RNA, 9468 nt
Organism: Trichobilharzia regenti
Lineage: Eukaryota; Metazoa; Platyhelminthes; Trematoda; Strigeidida; Schistosomatidae
Source: the annotation of a GenBank genome assembly